AUGACUUCAUCACAUCUUUGGGCACCUUCGCUUGAACCACGUACAAUAAUAAAUUCCUGGGCAUAUAAACAUGCUAUAAUAAAUGAAUGUGUUAGUAUAGGUAAAGAAGAAGACGAAUAUGAAGCACAAGUUUGUUUAAAAGCGAUAAAAGAUAGAGGAAAGAGAUUACCUAUUCCUGGAAAAUAUAGAAUCAAAGCUUGUGAAGAUGAUCCAGAUAGGGAUGGGGAUGAGGAAAUGGUUCAAGAUAAUGGCCUCAAUAAUCGCAAUAAUAGCCUCAAUUUUUACAAUAAUAAUGUUAGCAAUGGAAUGAUAGUUGUUCAUAAGUAG
This is a messenger RNA of Entrophospora sp. SA101, 327 nucleotides long. The record is from the annotation of a GenBank genome assembly. Lineage: Eukaryota; Fungi; Glomeromycota; Glomeromycetes; Entrophosporales; Entrophosporaceae.